Messenger RNA from Elephantulus edwardii (Cape elephant shrew), 2301 nucleotides. RefSeq names its product proprotein convertase subtilisin/kexin type 2 (gene PCSK2). NCBI's taxonomy places the organism in Eukaryota, Metazoa, Chordata, Mammalia, Macroscelidea, Macroscelididae. Gene Ontology annotation, molecular function: serine-type endopeptidase activity. Bases 182 to 2098 code for a protein of 638 amino acids. Gene Ontology annotation, cellular component: Golgi membrane; trans-Golgi network. The record is from RefSeq and is a predicted model, not a curated record. Gene Ontology annotation, biological process: protein processing. The transcript is spliced from 12 exons.
GCUGGAGGAGAACACAUUGAUUUGGAGCUUUUGAAGCUAACUAGUCUUUUUCUCUGCAUAGUUAAAUAUAUAUAUAUACUUAUUUUUAAUACAGUGUUUUCUUCUUUUUCAUUUGCAUCUCCCGUCCGGGUCUUCUCCAGCCUGCGCGCCUUCCAGCCUCACUUUUCACUCCCGAAGAAAAAUGACAGGAGGCUGUGUCUCCCAAUGGAAGGCGGCCGCUGGGCUCCUCUUCUGUGUCAUGGUUUUUGCAUCUGCCGAAAGACCAGUCUUCACGAAUCAUUUUCUCGUGGAGUUGCAUAAAGGGGGAGAGGAAGAAGCUCGUCAAGUUGCAGCAGAGCACGGCUUUGGAGUCCGAAAGCUCCCCUUCACUGAUGGCCUGUAUCACUUUUACCACAAUGGCCUUGCCAAGGCUAAGAGGAGACGCAGCCUCCACCACAAGCAACAACUGGAGAGAGACCCCAGGGUUAAGAUGGCCUUGCAACAGGAAGGAUUUGACCGGAAGAAGCGAGGGUAUAGAGACAUCAAUGAGAUUGACAUCAAUAUGAAUGAUCCUCUUUUUACGAAACAGUGGUAUCUGAUAAACACUGGGCAAGCUGAUGGAACUCCUGGUCUUGACUUGAAUGUGGCAGAAGCUUGGGAACUGGGCUACACGGGGAAAGGUGUCACUAUUGGAAUCAUGGAUGAUGGGAUUGAUUACCUCCAUCCAGACCUGGCCUCCAACUAUAAUGCCAAAGCAAGUUACGACUUCAGCAGCAACGAUCCGUAUCCAUACCCUCGGUACACAGAUGACUGGUUUAACAGCCAUGGGACCCGAUGUGCAGGGGAAGUGUCUGCUGCAGCCAACAACAACAUCUGUGGGGUCGGGGUGGCAUACAACUCCAAGGUUGCAGGUAUCCGGAUGCUGGACCAGCCCUUUAUGACAGACAUCAUUGAGGCCUCCUCCAUCAGCCACAUGCCACAGCUGAUCGACAUCUACAGUGCCAGCUGGGGCCCCACAGACAAUGGAAAGACUGUGGAUGGGCCCCGGGAGCUCACUCUGCAAGCGAUGGCCGACGGUGUGAACAAGGGUCGAGGGGGCAAAGGCAGCAUCUACGUGUGGGCCUCUGGAGAUGGUGGCAGCUAUGAUGACUGUAACUGUGAUGGCUAUGCCUCCAGCAUGUGGACCAUCUCUAUCAACUCAGCCAUCAAUGACGGCAGAACAGCCCUUUAUGAUGAGAGCUGCUCCUCCACUCUGGCUUCCACCUUCAGCAACGGGAGGAAACGAAACCCCGAGGCUGGCGUGGCAACCACAGAUUUGUACGGCAACUGCACUCUGAGGCAUUCCGGGACGUCUGCAGCUGCUCCUGAGGCAGCUGGUGUGUUCGCACUGGCUUUAGAGGCUAACCUGGCUCUGACCUGGCGGGACAUGCAGCAUCUGACAGUGCUCACCUCCAAACGGAACCAGCUCCACGAUGAGGUCCACCAGUGGCGGCGGAACGGGGUUGGCCUGGAGUUUAAUCACCUCUUCGGCUAUGGGGUCCUCGAUGCAGGCUCCAUGGUGAAAAUGGCUAAAGACUGGAAAACCGUGCCGGAGCGAUUUCACUGCGUGGGUGGCUCCCUGCAGGACCCUGGGAAAAUACCAUCCACUGGCAAAUUGGUGCUGACCCUCACAACCGAUGCUUGUGAAGGGAAGGACAAUUUCGUCCGCUACCUUGAGCACGUUCAAGCCGUCAUCACAGUCAACGCCAGCAGGAGAGGAGAUUUAAACAUUAACAUGACUUCCCCAAUGGGCACCAAGUCUAUUUUGCUAAGCCGGCGCCCAAGGGAUGACGACUCCAAAGUGGGCUUUGACAAGUGGCCCUUCAUGACGACACACACCUGGGGAGAAGACGCCCGAGGGACUUGGACCCUUGAGCUGGGAUUUGUCGGCAGUGCACCCCAGAGGGGGCUGCUGAAGGAGUGGACCCUGAUGCUCCAUGGUACCCAGAGUGCCCCUUACAUUGACCAGGUUGUGAGAGAUUAUCAGUCCAAGCUAGCCAUGUCCAAGAAGGAAGAGCUCGAGGAGGAGCUGGAUGAAGCUGUAGAGAGAAGCCUCAAAAGCAUCCUGAGCAAGAACUAGUGCUGCCGCCUCUGCAUCACCUCUCUCCUCCCCUCUCCAGCACCCUCCCAGCUCCACUCUUCUAUUAGGGCACCCAGCAAUGACUGUCUUCAUUGAUUGUCUUCUUGCUCGGAUGCUUCGCUCACUGUCAAUGAUUCCUUUCUUGUGACAGAAGCAAUCUUUUUUUACUCUAUGCCACAAAUAUAUAGUGUUUCCAUCCCAAC